Messenger RNA from Corapipo altera (White-ruffed manakin), 561 nucleotides. Its product is annotated as avidin-like. The transcript is spliced from 3 exons. NCBI's taxonomy places the organism in Eukaryota, Metazoa, Chordata, Aves, Passeriformes, Pipridae. Gene Ontology annotation, molecular function: biotin binding. The record is from RefSeq and is a predicted model, not a curated record. The annotation marks the transcript as partial.
CAGGAGCCCCCUGGCCCAGGGGAGCCAGACCCGGCUCAGCUGGUGCAAUGGUCGGUGGCCAAUCUCCCACCGGCUGUCCUCUGGCAGGAGGCCCGGCAGGGGCGGCCGCUGCCCAACCACAGCCCCCCCUGCUAUGGAAGGGGCUGAGUGGGCGUGGGGCAGCAGCACAGGCAGAGCCACCACCACCAACCCCAUGGGGACCCUCGACUGCUGCCUGCUGCUUACCCUGGUCCUGCUCAUCCCUCAGCAGGCUGCAACCAGGAAGUGUGACCUACAGGGCCUGUGGAGGAACAAGCUGGGCUCCAACAUGACCCUCUUGGUUCUGAACACAGCCGGCACCUUCUCGGGCUUCUACCACACUGCUGUGACAACCACCAACAAACAGAGCCUGGGGUCACCCCUGCAAGGGGCCCAGCAGCACCCUGGUGCCAAGAGACACCCCACCUUCGGCUUCACCGUGCACUGGCAGUUCUCAGGUACAGCAUACUCCACCACAGCCUUUGUAGGCCAGGGCUUUGUGGAUCGCUGUGGGAAGGAGACACUGGAAACCACAUGGCUCCU